AUGGCACCAGAGCUGCUUGCAUCUGUGGCUGCUCCCACCCCCAGCACGUCCACAGGGACGUGGGGUGGCCAGGUGGUGGGGGACGUCACCACCCCACAGCGCCAGGAGCUGGAUUCUGGCACAGCAGCACCUGCGGGUGAGGGGACUGAGGCCAAAACCACCAAGCAGUGGGACAGGAAUGCAACAGGACUGGCGGAGAGCACGGCAUGGUCAAGCAUCGCUCCUCCCCGCAGCACGUCACCUGCCCGUGGCCAGGAUGUGGGCAGCAGCUCCACCGAGGACCCGCAGCUCCUGGGGACAGGGAGCACGGAGGACCUGCAGCUCCUGGGGACGGGGCCCCCUACAGCGACAGGGACAUGGGUGUCUUUGCAGAGACCGGCGGGUCCCCGGCCAGGUAGUGCCCCUUUCCCUUUCUCACCAGGUGAUGGUACCCACAAGCAGGCGGUGCCUCCCUGGGACCCCAUGGCGCAAAUGCCACACCGCCACCAUGGAGCAUCACCUGCCCCACCGAACCUGCGGCACGACACUGGCCGCUGGGGGCUGGUGCUGGCUGGUGUGAACAGGAGCCGGAGCCCUCCUUUGCCUAACAGGAGGGUGGCUAACACUGUGGAUCCUCCUCUUGCCAAUAACUCUGGUGCUCGCGAGUUUGAUUUACUAACUGCCACUGCGCAGCUCUACAGUAGUGGCGCAGGGCUUGCAUCCUUCUUACCCAGACUGAUGCCACCAGCUGGCCAUUGCCUGCCCAUCCCGACCCACCUGCCCUUCUGCAGUGUGCUGGGCACCGACCAUUUCAGAUUACCGAAUUACCUCCGCCAUGGCAGCGAGGCGGAAAUUCGGGCGGCUUUGCAUGAGUGGGAGGGGUUGCUUGAAUCGCGGUGCCAUCGCUACGUGGAGUGGUUUCUCUGCUUGCUCCUGCUCCCUGGGUGUAGCGCCUCGGUCCCCGUAACCCCCCCGCCGUGCCAGGGCUUCUGCGAGGCCAUCAGAGACCAGUGUUGGACGCACUUGGCCAGCGGGCGCCUGCCUCUGCCUUGUGAUGCUCUCCCCGAGGAGGAUGAAGGGUAUUCUUGUGUCUUUAUUAAUGCUUCUGCAGAGAACCUGAGCACUGAGGUCAGCCUCCUGGAGCUGAUUGGAGACCCCCCGCCAGAGGAGAUCCUCAAAAUUUAUGGCCCCGACAACAACCCCGGCUACGUCUUUGGCCCCAAUGCCAACACGGGCCAGGUGGCCCGGUACCACCUGCCAAGCCCUUUCUACCGGGACUUUUCCCUCCUGUUCCACAUCCAGCCCACCACCCCCCGGGCCGGCGUGCUCUUUGCCAUCACGGACUCCUCGCAGAGCAUCAUCUAUGUGGGCGUCAAGCUCUCAGAGCUGUGGCUGGGCAAGCAGCAGAUCAUCUUCUACUACACAGAGCCGGGCUCGCCAAGCUCAUAUGUAGCAGCCACCUUCACCGUGCCCACCUUGCUCAACCAGUGGACGCGCUUUGCCAUCAGCGUGGAGGAGGACGAAGUCAUUCUCUACCUGGACUGUGAGGAGCAUGAGCGGGUCCACUUCGAGCGCUCCCCAGAUGAGAUGGAGCUGGAAGAUGGCUCAGGGCUCUUUGUUGCUCAGGCUGGAGGAGCUGACCCAGAUAAAUACCAGGGGGUGAUUGCCGACUUGAAGCUGCAAGGGGACCCACGGGCAGCCGAGCGCCAGUGUGAGGAAGAGGAGGAUGACACUGAGGAGGUCUCUGGUGAUUUUGGCAGCGGGGCAGAAGGUGGACACCAAACCUUGGGGAAAGACAGGGGUGUUCCGGGACUGGUGGAUGCUGUCCCUGUCACCUCUCCCCCUGUGGCAGUGGGCAGCGGGCCGAGGAGCGUUUCCACAGGCACCGGCCCCAAAGGCGAAAAGGGGGAGAAGGGUGAGCGUGGCCUGAAAGGGGACUCAGGGACCGGCAGCAUCAUGGGUACAGGCAGUGUCAAGGGUGAAAAGGGGGAGAAAGGAGAACUGGGCGUUAAGGGCAGUGCUGGAUUUGGCUACCCGGGCUCCAAGGGCCAGAAAGGGGAGCCGGGCGAUCCUGGCCCCCCCGGGACCCUCUCACAUCACACCGACGGCUUGGUGGUGGAGCAAGUCACCGGUCCCCCAGGGCUGCCGGGGAAGGACGGAGCCCCUGGCAGGGACGGCGAGCCUGGGAGUCAAGGUGAUCCCGGCGAGGAUGGCAAACCUGGUGAUAUGGGACCACAGGGGUUCCCCGGGAUGCCAGGGGAGCCCGGUCUGAAGGGGGAGAAGGGUGACCCAGGCGUGGGGCCAAGGGGACCCCCUGGACCACCUGGUCCCCCAGGACCACCAGGACCCUCCUCCAAGCAUGACAAACUGACCUUCAUCGACAUGGAGGGCUCUGGUUUCGGCGGCGACCUGGAGAGCCUGCGGGGUCCCCGAGGGCCACCCGGUCCUCCAGGGCCACCCGGUGUGCCUGGUUUGCCAGGGGAACCAGGACGGUUUGGGAUGAACCGCACAGACCUGCCAGGACCUCCAGGGCUGCCGGGCAGGGAUGGGACCCCUGGGCCCCCGGGACCAGUGGGUCCUCAGGGUCCUCCUGGAAGAGACGGGGCGGCUGGGCAGCCGGGGCCGAAAGGAGAGCGGGGUGAUGUGGGUGACCUCGGCCUCCCCGGUGCACCGGGACCCAAGGGCAGCAAGGGAGAAAUGGGACCAGCAGGAGCCCCAGGAGAAAUGGGGUUAGCUGGCCUUCCUGGGCCCAUUGGACCCCGAGGGCAGCCAGGGCCCCCUGGUCUCCCGGGACCACCAGGGCCAGGCUACGAGGCUGGAUUUGGUGACAUGGAGGGCUCAGGGCUGCCAUUCGCCGCCAGCUCCCCUGGCUCACCCGGACCUGAAGGACCACAGGGGGUGCCGGGACUGCCAGGAGUGAAGGGGGAGGUCGGCAGCCCUGGGCAGCCCGGCUUGCCAGGACCAAAGGGAGAUGCUGGUGUGCCCGGUGUGGACGGCCGCCCUGGACUGGAGGGCUUCCCCGGACCGCAGGGACCCAAAGGUGACAGAGGCAGCCCUGGUGAGAAGGGCGAUCGAGGCCAAGAUGGUGUGGGGCUGCCUGGCCCCCCUGGUCCACCUGGUCCCCCUGGACAGGUCAUCACUGUCUCGAGUGAAGAUAAGUCUUUGGCGGCUUUGCCCGGUCCAGAGGGUAGACCGGGUCACGCCGGCUUCCCGGGACCAGUGGGACCGAAAGGAGAGCGGGGAUCAUCUGGUCCCCAGGGCUCCCCAGGCUCGAAGGGAGAGAAGGGGGAGCCUGGCGUCAUCAUCAGCCCUGAUGGGACCGUGGUCACUGCAAAGGUGAAAGGAGAAAAGGGGGAGCCAGGGCUGCAGGGACCGAUGGGACCCUCGGGUCCCCAGGGACGAGCAGGGAUGAAAGGAGAGAUCGGCUUUCCGGGCAGACCUGGACGUCCCGGCAUGAACGGGCUGAAGGGCGAGAAGGGUGACCCCGUGGAUGUCAGUAGCGUGCUGGGCUUGCGGGGUCCCCCAGGACCCCCAGGCCCCCCAGGGCCCCCUGGGCCGCCUGGCAGCAUUGUCUACGACAACAGCAAUGCCUUCAGCGACUCCAGCCAUCCUGCGCUGCCAGCCUUCCCUGGUUUCCACCAGUUUCCAGGACAAAAGGGAGAGAAAGGCGAUGCCGGAGCCCCGGGACCCCCAGGCCACUUCCCCUACGACCUGAGUCACUUCAGUGCUAACCUGCGGGGUGACAAAGGGGAGGCAGGUCCCAAGGGCGAGAAGGGCGAGCCAGGCAGCACCCCGCUCUAUGGUCCCAGCAUCUCCGGGCUGCCAGGGCCUCCGGGGCCCCAGGGCUAUCCUGGACUGCCGGGUCCCAAGGGGGACAGUAUCGUUGGGCCACCGGGGCCUCCCGGACCUCAGGGCCCCCCCGGUAUCGGAUAUGAGGGGCGGCAGGGCCCCCCCGGCCCUCCUGGCCCCCCUGGUCCACCCUCCUUCCCAGGCCCCCACAGACAAGCUAUCAGCAUCCCUGGACCCCCUGGGCCACCGGGACCCCCUGGACCACCAGGCACCAGCGGGACAUCCUUGGGGCUGCACACCCUGCCGACCUACCAGGCGAUGCUGAGUGCCGCACACGAGCUGCCCGAGGGCUGCCUCGUCUUCCUGACCGACCGGCAAGAGCUCUACGUCCGCUUGCGUGGGGGCUUCCGCCGGGUGCUGCUGGAGGAGCACACCCUGGUUCCCAGCUCAGCUCUGACAGCACCAACCCUCUGCCUGUCUCUCCCCCCUCCCCACCACGGACCUCUGCACCCCCUCCGCAACCACAGCCCCCCUCCCACCGCCCGACCCUGGCGCGGGGAUGAGGUGGUGGCCAACCAGCACCACCUGCCUGAACAACCCCUGCUCCACCACCAGCAUGAACUCCUCAACAGCUACUACAUCCACCGCCGGCCGGAUCCAGCCCCCGUGGCCGCCCACGUGCACGAGGACUUCCAGCCCGCCCUUCACCUGGUGGCCCUGAACGCCCCGCUGAGCGGUGGCAUGCGUGGUAUCAGGGGCGCUGACUUCCAGUGCUUCCAGCAAGCCCGGCAGGUCGGGCUGACCGGCACCUUCCGCGCCUUCCUCUCCUCCCGCCUUCAGGACCUCUACAGCAUCGUGCGCAGGGCCGACCGCGCCACCGUGCCAAUCGUCAACCUCCGGGACGAAGUGCUCUUCAGUAACUGGGAAGCCCUUUUCACGGGCAGCGGGGCCCCGCUGCGAGCUGGUGCCCGCAUCCUCUCCUUUGACGGCCGAGAUGUCCUGAGGGAUGCAGGAUGGCCGCAGAAGAGCAUGUGGCACGGCUCGGAUGCCAAGGGCCGGCGCUUGCCCGAGAGCUACUGUGAGACGUGGCGGACAGAGGAGCGCACUGCCACUGGCCAGGCUUCUUCGCUGGGCUCCGGCAAGCUGCUGGAGCAGGUGGCCAGCAGCUGCCAGCAUGCCUUCAUUGUCCUCUGCAUCGAGAACAGCUUCAUGACUGCUGCCAAAAAGUGA
This is a messenger RNA of Nipponia nippon (crested ibis), 4998 nucleotides long. The record is from RefSeq and is a predicted model, not a curated record. Lineage: Eukaryota; Metazoa; Chordata; Aves; Pelecaniformes; Threskiornithidae.